Messenger RNA from Sceloporus undulatus (fence lizard), 879 nucleotides. Its product is annotated as probable ATP-dependent RNA helicase DDX59. Gene Ontology annotation, molecular function: RNA helicase activity; RNA binding. Lineage: Eukaryota; Metazoa; Chordata; Lepidosauria; Squamata; Phrynosomatidae. The record is from RefSeq and is a predicted model, not a curated record.
AUGGAGAUCUUAAAUGAUGUAAUAAGAGAAGAUGAAAAAAUUACAGAAAUUAAAAUAAAGAAGGACCAUUUCAAAUUAAAAGCAUAUGCAGACGAUUUAGUCAUUUCAUUGUCAAAACCAUUAGAGGAUAUUCAACAUCUCAUAGAUAUUUUUGAACAAUUUGGUUCACUUUCAGGAUUAAAAAGGCUUCUCCAAAACCCUGUGAAAAUAACCAUUGGGGAGAAGAACCUGCCAUGUUCCAAUGUUUGCCAGAUCAUUCUGUGGGUAGAAGAACCUUCAAAAAAGAAAAAGCUGUUUGAAAUACUAAAUGAUAAGAAACUUUUCAAGCCCCAGCUGGUAUUUGUGGAGUGUAAAUUGGGUGCAGAUCUUCUGAGUGAUGCUGUUCAUAAAAUCACUGGUUUACAGACAAUAUCCAUGCAUGCUGAUAAAUCACAGAUAGAAAGAACUACAAUAUUACAGGGAUUAUUCCAAGAGAAGUAUGAAGUUGUAGUAAGCACUGGAGUCCUUGGACAUGGACUUGACCUUGUCAACGUUAAGCUGGUGGUAAAUUUUGACAUGCCAUCUAGUAUGGAUGAAUAUGUACACCAGGUUGGAAGAGCAGGUCGGCUUGGUCACAAUGGAACGGCAAUUACCUUCAUUAAUAACAACAGCAAGAAACUGUUCUGGGAUGUUGUGAAGCGAGUGAAACCUACUGGCACUAUUCUCCCACCCCAGUUAUUAAACUCCCCAUAUCUACAUGACCAAAAAAGAAGAGAACAGCAGAGAAAUAAACAGUCUCAGAAGGGACUUGUAACUGGUGACAACCUUAUGGACAUUAUCAGAAAACAUGACAAGAGCACUUUUCAGAAAUAAGGAGCUAUGUUGUAUUUGUAAAUAUAA